Messenger RNA from Fusarium fujikuroi IMI 58289, 1911 nucleotides. Its product is annotated as related to pacC-transcription factor. Gene Ontology annotation, biological process: positive regulation of transcription by RNA polymerase II. The transcript is spliced from 3 exons. NCBI's taxonomy places the organism in Eukaryota, Fungi, Ascomycota, Sordariomycetes, Hypocreales, Nectriaceae. Gene Ontology annotation, cellular component: nucleus. The record is from RefSeq and is a predicted model, not a curated record. The coding region runs from base 1 to 1911 and encodes 636 amino acids.
AUGUCUCCUCCGGCUCCAGAGCAGAAGCCUCAGCUUCAACAACAACAACAACAGCAGGGCUCAUCAUCAGGAGAUUCAUCUUCUGGCAGCGCCAAUGACUCAAAGUCUGUGACGCCUGCUCCUAGCGCCACAUCCAAUACAUCCCAGAGCAGCACUGCUCCCUCAACAUCAAGCGACGAUAACCUUAUCUGCCGAUGGAAUGCUUGCAACCAAAAGUUCCCUGCUCCCGAGGCUCUCUACGAGCAUAUUUGUGAGCGCCAUGUUGGUCGCAAGAGCACAAACAACCUCAACUUGACUUGCCAGUGGAACUCUUGCCGAACUACCACGGUCAAGCGAGACCACAUCACCUCGCACAUCCGUGUCCAUGUUCCUCUGAAGCCUCACAAAUGUGAGUUCUGCGGCAAGUCUUUCAAGCGUCCUCAGGACUUGAAGAAGCAUGUCAAGACCCAUGCCGAUGACUCUGUACUUGUUCGCCCAUCCCAGGAUCCUCAAGGUGGACUCAACUACAGGCCACAGCCUCCAAAGGGUAUGUCUCAUCUCGACUCUAGUCCACGGCUGUGGUCCUCCGGUUUUCCCUCCCUCGAGGCUAAUCCGCCUCCAGGCCCCUCUAGCUAUUAUGAUCACACUGGUCAGAUGCGAACUAACGCAGCUGCCUUUGCUCAUCAGGCAGGCCAUCCUAGUGGCGGUUACUAUGCUCCCCAGCCCUCUACCAACUAUGGUCUCUACUUCAACCAGCCUCCCAUCAACAAUGCCCGUACCGAGCACCUUGGAUACAGCGCUGCUGCUGGCGGUUAUGACCGAAAGCGCACCUACGACAUGGUUGACGAUUUCUUCGGCAGCGCCAAGCGUCGACAGAUCGAUCCUUCGUCUUAUGCCCAGAUUGGCCGUUCCUUGAUGCCCCUCCAUGGCAACCUCUCCGUUCCCAACGGUCCUAUGACUGCUACCGAGCAGUACAUGCCUCAGCCUGCUCCCGCUCCGGUCCACGCUGGUCCUACUCCCAGCCAAAACCCCUUGGCUCAGCAAUACUACCUCCCCAUGCCCAGCGCACGAACCCAGAAGGAUCUCAUUCACAUCGACACCAUUCUUGGCCAGAUGCAAGACACUAUUUACGAGAAUGCCAACCACGCUACUGCUGGUGUCCACAUUCACCACGCUGAAAACGGCUUCAACGGUUACCGCAACACUCCUUCACCUCCUACCUCUCACAGGUCUCCUACCGGCAUGCAUGUCGGAGCUGACGGCUACCAGCCUGUGUCUGCCGCUAGCAUGGCCUCGCCUCUGACGGCCAUCUCAUCUACCGGCACUCCUGCCGUUACACCGCCCUCCAGCUCCAUGUCAUACACAUCUGGUCACUCACCAAGCCCAUCAUCCUCUGCCAUGUCUCCCCAGUCCCGCCACGGCUCGACUGCCUCAGUCAUGUACCCCACUCUCCCCACAAGCCUCCCUGCUGUUAGCCAGGGCUUCGGCCACUCUGCCACAACCACUCUUGGCCCUAGCUUUGACGGCAGCGAGCGUCGCCGCUACUCCGGCGGUAUGCUCCAGCGAGCUCGUGCUGGUCCUCUGCCUCUGCCUCGUGAGGACACCAGUGGUGCUUCUACUCCCAAGGCUAGCGAGUCUGCUCUGUCUGUGGGCUCUCCCUCUUCAGAGUCCGAUGUCAGUGAUGCUACCCGUGAGCGUGAGGAGCAGUAUGACCGCUGGCUCGAGAACAUGCGAGUGAUUGAGACUCUUCGCGAGUAUGUCCGGGGACGUUUGGAGCGUAAGGAGUUCGUGGAAGACAAUGAGUCCCCACGAUCUAGCCACUCCGACGCUAUGGAUGUUGACCCAAAGAGCCCUCAAGCUCCUCCCAGAGAACUGGGUACUCCUCGCGAGGGAUCCUCUCUGUACCCUAUCCUUCGCAUGCCUGGCGCUUAG